GACAAAGCUCCACUAGCCAUCCUGGGCAUUCUGUUCAUGAGAAAGUGGGGAUUUGUGGGCAUGGUUUGACUCGGUGUCGACCGACUCGAACGACCCCCCAACAGACCGACUUGAAGGAUAUAUAAAGCCUCGCUCUCUCGACGAUUUUUGAAAGUCCAUCCAACACAUCUUCCUCUCACAACUCUUACCAACAAAACAUCUUCACACACACAAAGCUAUCGCUUUCAAAAAGACAACCACAAAAACUCCAUCAUCAUCACAAUGAAAUUCUCCCUUGCCGUCCUUGCUACAAUGGCCUCCGCUGCCAUGGCUGCUCCCUUCGUCGAACGAGGAGACUCUCAAUGCGGACCCAACACGUGUAUCAUCAACGGAGUCAGCGUCCUCGACUGUUCCACAGUUAACAUCGCCUCUCUCGUCGUCGGAGAUACUUUCCAGCCUUGCUCCGGCUGUGACAAUGGUCAGACUUGUGUCGUCAACGGACUUGGAGUCCUUGAUUGCUCCAACAUCAACAUCGCCAGCAUCCUCAACGAACUAGGACUCGGAGGUAGCGGAGGUGGUCUCUUGGGAGGCCUCCUCAAGCGAGACGAAAUUGAGGAACGAGGCAACACUUGCUACAUCAAUGGAAUCAGCGUCGGUGACUGCACCGACAUCAACGUCCUCUCGCUCUUGUUCGGAAACAAUGUUCCUUCCAACUGCUGCCCUCCCCACUCGAAGCCCACGACGAGCACCAAACCGGCACACACCUCGUCGACCUCGACAAAGAAGUGGGGACACACCUCCACCUCUACAAAGUCAUGGGGACACUCAACCACAACUCCCAAGCCAUCUAAGACCACAAGUGCUUGCGCUACCGAGACGGUCACUGUCACCCACUGGCAAUGCAACAAGUAAACUGGGGAAGCGAGCCUCCCAAGCUCUACCCAAUUGUCAAGGUUAGGAUAUUGUAAAUCGAGUAUUAUUAGCUUUGUUC
Molecule: messenger RNA, 970 nt
Organism: Kockovaella imperatae
Lineage: Eukaryota; Fungi; Basidiomycota; Tremellomycetes; Tremellales; Cuniculitremaceae
Exons: 1
Coding region: 262-891 (209 amino acids)
Source: RefSeq, a predicted model, not a curated record